Messenger RNA from Chara braunii, 4931 nucleotides. NCBI's taxonomy places the organism in Eukaryota, Viridiplantae, Streptophyta, Charophyceae, Charales, Characeae. The record is from the annotation of a GenBank genome assembly.
GGGAGGCUGCGCCUGCGUGCCUCGUGUCCUCGUCUUCCUUUGACAAUUGUCCUGUCAUCAGGCGGGUUAACAGAAGCCACAGCCACAAAGAGACGCUUGUAGAAUAUGUCCUUUGGUAACGGGUGCUGAAUGGGAGGUCAUUGAGAGCAUCUCCGGGAGACCUUGUUAUUGACCCUGGUAACGGAACCUUAUGCUUGAUUCUGCUGCUACAGAUCCGGUUGCCUUAGCCUUUAUAGGCUAACAUAAACAGACAACUGCCCUGCUGCAAUAGAAUCUCCAUCCGCAGGGCAACGGUGGCAGGGCCUGCCCAUGGGAGCUAGUUAAACGGGGCCGCUUUUGUUUUCCGGGAGUUGUUCUCUCAUCUGUUAAGUUGGUCUUCUUAAAGUUGUGCUGACAAUGGCAAGGCUGCUCUGUGGUGGCUCGGGUGCCUCCCAGUCUUACGCUGCUGCUUUGACUGGUAGAGAUCUGUCUUCUAGCUCCUCAGGGGCAUCAACGUCAUCUUGUCUGCGAGGCUGCACAGCUACAUCGCGGGCAGCGAUGCGGUGUUCUCCUGUGUGGAUUGUUGAAAACGUCUCGAGAACUGUGUGUACAGCAGGGUCAUGCCUCGAGAGCAGGACGCCACGCCGGGUGGGAGGUGCAGCGAGCAGGCAUCAGGUAUGGCGUUCGGGGCAUCUUGUCCGGCCACAGUUUGUGCUCCAACACCGUCCUGUCUUGGCAACAGUGGCUGUUGUAGAGACCGGGAUGAGCUCUUCGAGCUCGUCAGCCAUCAGGCCCCCAUUCCCUGAAGAGAGAGUGACACUGGGCCACGCUAGGACAGAGGAGGAGUUGCUGUACGCAAUUCGGGUGGAGUCGGAGCGGCAACGUAUUCCUCCCAGGUCGAUGGCACACAUCGAACGGUUCUGGAACUACUACAAGUCGGCAGUGAUGUCAAGCGGUCGAGAGCGGGCUUUAGAAGAGGCAGUGCGAGUCAUGGGCCAGGUGUUCGAGAGAAUUUUUAUGCAAUUUGAAAACCCGUAUAUCUUCGAUUCGCACCACCUGUCGAUUCGAGAGCCGUACGAUUAUUAUCGGUUUGGACAGGAGUACUUACGCCCGCUUAUUGAUUUCGAGAACUCGUAUGUGGGCAAUUGUGCGAUAUUGGAUGAGAUAGAGUCCUACAUCAAGCAAGGACACAAUGUUGUGCUCCUCUCCAAUCACCAAACAGAAGCUGACCCUGGUUUGAUGGCUUUACUCCUCGAGAAGUCGCACCCGUUUUUAGCAGAGAAUCUCACUUAUGUCGCCGGAGAUCGUGUGGUUCAGGAUCCUUUUUGCAAGCCCUUCUCGAUGGGAAGAAAUCUCCUGUGUGUUUACUCAAAAAAGCACAUAAAUGAUGACCCUGCGACCGCAGUUAUGAAAACCUCUGCAAACCGUAGAACCCUCAAAGUGAUGGCAUCACUCUUUGCGCAGGGAGGGCAACUUGUCUGGAUCGCCCCAAGUGGGGGCAGAGACCGUCCCAAUGAGAAGGGAGCGUGGUUUCCUGCGCCAUUCGAUGCUGCGUCCGUCGAGACCAUGCGCCGGUUAGCAGAGCAAGAUCCAGGGAAGCUUGGGAAAGGCAAACAGAAGCCGCCAGGCCACCUGUACCCACUUGCAUUGCUUUGUUAUUCCAUCAUGCCACCUCCACGAAAGGUGGAGAAGGAGCUCGGUGAGGAAAGGGUGAUAGGAUACCAUGGUAUUGGUAUGUCUGUUGGAUCAGAGCUUAACUUCAAGGACAUUGCGAUUAAAGCGGGGCUGGACGUUGCAGAUCGGGCAGCCGCAAGGGAACUGUUUUCUCAAGCUGCAUACGAUGCGACAAAAUUACAAUACAACGCGUUAAUGGAGGCUGUAGUAGGUGGACAGGGUUGCGCUGCGUCGACACCCUAUUCUGUACUAGAACAACCCUUCUUUGGUACCCGUAGUAGUGUUGGAGAGGAUUCUCUACUUCCAACCACGGCGUCAUUGGGAGAUUCUGAACAUGCGAAGUUGUGACUGUUGCGCAAUUGACCGCAGUGUUUCCCGUUGUCCCAAAUUUGCCUUUUUCCCCCCUCUGGCUUGUAUUCGGCGGAAGAGGGUGUGUAAUUUGCACCCUGUCUUGCAUUCUGAGGUGUUUAAUCUGAAUCCUACUUUAAAAUCCGAAUCCACCGGGAUUGGUUUCUGCCGUAGGUGCCGGGCGUUCGAUGUUCUUCUUUGCUGAUUCAUGGCCUCCUGCAAGGAACCUGCAGGUGUGCAAGGAAGGGACCACCACACCAUUGUUUCUGGCAAGUUUGUCUCUGCCAGCUGUUGGCACUCCUGCUCCGUAGCUUUAGGCUGGAGAAGUAGGUUGUUCUUGCCUAUCGAUGGCGCAACUUUUCACCUGCUCCCAGCUCCUAUGCUCUCGUUGUGUUGGAUAUCGCCACGACUCUUCACUACAUCUCUGGCUCCACUCCACAAACCUGUCUUUGUGCCCAUUGUCUACUUCUGUUCAGUGGGUUUUCACCAGGCAGCUGUCAUUCUCAGAGUUGCGGCCGUGGUUGUGGCAGACACAUCUUGUGCAAGCCAUUGCUAUAAAGUUGUGCUUUCUGGUUCAUUUGUUUUUCAGGCCAUUGGCUUUCGAUUUGACGUCUAGUUUUAUUCUAAAAUGGUUUGUAUGUAUGUUACUGUCCAGGGAUUGUACAAUACGAUACCUUUUGCUCCUUCUAGGGAUGACAGUUCCCAAGCAUAGCCGAUUCGAUUGGGCGCUGUCAUCUGCCAAUGACUGUAAAUCAUCUGACCUGUCUCAUGACAGCUGAUGGCCUGCUGGCGGACGUAUGCUACGUGCCAUGCAUGUGUCUAUGUUUUAGGUUAAAUCUGUCACGUAGUAUGUGGGAGCAAGCGUGUACUUGUAGAUAGUAGGGAUUUGCUGAUAAUGCCUGCAUCUCUGCAGGCAAGAGAACCUGCAAUUCCUGCUCUCUGAGCAGCAGGCAAGACAGUCGUAGACUUCGAUUGAGCCGCCACUACCUUUCUCAUAUGUAGGCCGUGGGGUGGGACCCGCUCGUUUCAGAGGCCGGUAGCCACUGAUGAAAAAUAUCACCCGCCGCGCGGCGGCGACUGUUUUGGACGAGGUCAUUUUCCCAAAUGGGACUACAGCUGCGAAAGGUAGUGGUGGUUUAAGCUGUCCAAAAACGGAUGGGUGUGAGCCACUGCCUGCCAUCCAGCAGCUUGCAGUGCUGCUGCAUAUAGCAUCAGCUUCUGAUCGCAGACUCCUUGCUUCCCGGGUAUAGUCGCAGCUCCCAAGUAUAGUCAAUUUGAUUGGGCGCUCUCAUCCAGCAGCUUGCCGUGCUGCUGCAUGCAGCUUUACGCAGAUUAGAACAGUGCCCUCAUCUUUGCUUUUGAACACACUUGCCCACCCCUCGGCAUCCUUCCCUCCGUCAGCACCUGUUGAUGACAAAUGUGUUUCGGCGUCCAGAUCCUUCAAUGCUUCCUGUGCGGUGAGCGCACACUUUGCAAGCCUCCUUUCCUGCCAAAGCAAGGGAAAGAAGCUGUUUGCAAUCUCGAGGGAGCUUGCCUGGUGUCAGGCUCCCUUCGUGCUUUCUGUCGCAUGUCAUAAGAGAAAGAUGGGUAGCUGUCCUGCUGGACAUUCAUUGAGGUGAGUGGUUUGAUUGCUCAUUCUUCAGUGAACGGUAAAUAAGCUCAAGCAGUUGUGGAACAGGGACGUGCCGUUUGCUCCUUGGAAGCUAGGCAUCUUGAUCCGUCAGCAUUGCAGCGUUAUAGUAUGUACUAUGGGCUUGCCUGAUGACUCAUUUAUGCCUGGUGAUCCCUUAAUGCUCCUCCCGCGGCAUGUACGCUUGUUACUGCGCAUCCAACUUAACCAGGCGGCAGCUGGUGGUCAGUCAAUUAGAUUGAUUGAUUGAUUGAUUGAUUGAUUGAUUGCAUGUCUUGCGUUGUACGAGAAGAGGGUAGGCAAGGGGUAAAAUACCAACUGUAGCUCAGUGGCGUGAACGAUUUCCUGGGCUGUGGCUUAAUUGCGUUCGUGCUUAUCGUGGCAACUUGGAUAGUCGACUCCUUGGCGGGGGUGGUGCUUGUUCAGGAGGCGAGUUCUUGCCUAGCUGCAUGGCUACAUAAGGGCAGGCACUUGCUAGGAGGUCUGGGAGGGUAAGGUUCAUGCAUCCUUCGAUUAUGAGUCCCUAUGAUAAGUCACUUGGUGAUCAUGGUGAGAAAGCACUGGCGAUGACUGACUCGGACAUCAGUUUUGACUUUGAGGGGAGGUCGGUUGGGUGAUAGAGCAACUUGGAAGGCUCUCUUGCUCAGUCAAAGAGCAAGGCAAAGAGGAAGUGUUAGGGUUGCAUGUGAAGGAAAGAGGAGGGGUCCUUGAGGUGAGCAGAAGAAUAGUCAGGUUUAGGGUGUUAUGUUGGGAAUGGACUCUGCACAACUUAUAGCCGUAGCUGCGGUUUGUGAAGGUAUCAGUGGCGUAAGGUGGACGUGGGUUGGCCAUUCGGUUUCGGUUUAUAUGUCAUUCGGACUUCCUGCUGUUGAUUCAUUUUAUAUAUGGCAAUUGUCUCAUGCUAACAAAAGUACAAUUUAAACUUCUUCUUUCUUUCCUCUCUGCCCCUCUCUCUCCCCACCCUUGUCUCCCUCCUCCUUUCUCUUCUUUUCUCCCUUCGUAUUCUUCUUGCGCUGUGGUGAGCCCCAGCCUUCCAGAUCGCUUGCCCCCUCCUCCUUUGUCUUCUUUUCUCCCUUUUCUGUAUUCUUUGCUUUCAGCCGUCAUAUACUUCUUCUCGCACUGUGGUGAGUGCCAGCCUUCCACAUCGCUUGCUCAUCGAUCAUGACUGCACUUUGGGGGGUUCGCUAGAUUUCCAGAUUGUUUGCUUGCCUUUAUUUGCGACUGAAGGGUUAUGCCGAUACUCAGUUAACUCGGGCGCUAUGCACGUUGGAGGGAAGGACAAUAAAUCUGAAUUGGUACC